Molecule: messenger RNA, 1009 nt
Organism: Eubalaena glacialis (North Atlantic right whale)
Lineage: Eukaryota; Metazoa; Chordata; Mammalia; Artiodactyla; Balaenidae
Gene: FAIM
Product: Fas apoptotic inhibitory molecule
Exons: 5
Coding region: 239-778 (179 amino acids)
Biological process (GO): negative regulation of extrinsic apoptotic signaling pathway via death domain receptors; canonical NF-kappaB signal transduction; positive regulation of neurogenesis
Source: RefSeq, a predicted model, not a curated record
GGGGAGGCGGACGGCGGCCUGCGCGGGGCACCCCCGGGGACCUGAAGCGCGACAGAGAGUCGGCGCGCUCGGGACUCGCGCCUGCCGAGCUCUCGCUUCCGCGGAGGCUGCGUCUGGUUCUCGGCGAAGGGACGAGGCCACGCGGCCUAAGUGGCCGAGUCGGCGGAACCCACCGGUCGCUGGGCCCAGAGCCCCGCCGCAGCCCACAGCGCCCAGCCCUCCUUACAGCCUGGAAAAAAUGACAGAUCUCGUAGCUGUUUGGGAUGUUGCUUUAAGUGAUGGAGUCCAUAAGAUUGAAUUCGAACAUGGGACCACAUCAGGCAAACGAGUGGUAUAUGUAGAUGGAAAGGAAGAGAUAAGAAAAGAAUGGAUGUUCAAAUUAGUGGGCAAAGAAACCUUCUGUGUUGGAGCUGCAAAGAUGAAAGCAACCAUAAAUAUAGAUGCUGUCAGUGGUUUUGCUUAUGAAUAUACUCUGGAAAUUAAUGGGAAAAGUCUCAAGAAGUAUAUGGAGAACAGAUCAAAAACCACCAAUACUUGGGUAUUACAUUUGGAUGGUGAGGACUUUAGAGUUGUGCUGGAAAAAGACACUAUGGAUGUAUGGUGCAAUGGUAAAAAAAUGGAGACAGCAGGUGAGUUUGUAGAUGACGGGACUGAAACUCACUUCAGUAUUGGGAACCAUGACUGUUACAUAAAGGCUGUCAGUAGUGGGAAGCGGAAAGAAGGGAUUAUUCAUACUCUCAUUGUGGAUAAUAGAGAAAUCCCGGAGAUUCCUGAAUGACUUCAUGUUAAUGAAUUUUAAUCUUAAGAAGUAAAGGUCAGGACUUUUAAAUUACUGUGGUGAUUAAAUAUGUUCAGUAUGUACUUUUCAGUACAUCUAGUCGCCAUGUUUUUAUUUUUUAGUUACUUGAAACUGUAAUGUUCCAAAGGUCAGGAAGAAAAAAUUAUGUAUCAUAAAUAUUGCAAUUUAUUUUGUAAAUAAUGUAAAAUGUUUUAACGUCAAAUGGAAAAU